Molecule: messenger RNA, 4350 nt
Organism: Schizosaccharomyces japonicus yFS275
Lineage: Eukaryota; Fungi; Ascomycota; Schizosaccharomycetes; Schizosaccharomycetales; Schizosaccharomycetaceae
Product: phosphomevalonate kinase
Exons: 2
Coding region: 938-2239 (433 amino acids)
Biological process (GO): ergosterol biosynthetic process; isopentenyl diphosphate biosynthetic process, mevalonate pathway
Molecular function (GO): phosphomevalonate kinase activity
Source: RefSeq, a predicted model, not a curated record
UUAGAUGCAAGAAACCAGAGAAUGGUUUGUGAGCAACAUAAGUCACAGCACUUUAGUUCUUCAAGCAUCUGUUUUUGAUUUGGAAGAGUCAAUGGAUUCAAAAUAAUCCUUGAUCAUCGGUGUAACAGAUGGUAAAUGGAAUUUUGGCUUUCGUAAGUAGCUUAAAUACGCUCUUCUUGGCCGCUUACCCAAACCAUUCUGGUUAAUGACGAGAAUCUCCUUGACACUUGGAGAAAAUACUUUAAAACCGGCCUCCACGUACGUAUCGAGGAUUUUGUUUCGAAGAAGAAUGGAAGUUUGAGGGCCCCGUCGCCGGAUCUUCAUUAAGUAUCCGGCAAAACUUGUAGUGCGAGGAUCUUUAGAACCGUUAACAUACGACCGAACCAUUAAAACAGCACCUGGACGUAUACGGUCGGGAUUAUUUUUGGCAAACAUGCGAGCAUUCUUAUUUUCCGUCUCCAAUUGAGAAACAUGUAAUGCUUCAAUGCAUCUCGUAACAUCCUUCGCCUUUGGCGGGUCCAACGGUUUUGGAAACGGAAACUUGGCAGGUGGAAUUCUUCCUAAUAGCAACUUUUUGGCGCACAGGCGCAAUGUUGGAAACAUUUUAUGUGUGAAGAAAUGUCUUUAUAUACGGGCAAUGACCAACUGAAAGGAUUGGGUAAUUAUCGAUUCACAAAAGAGCAAGGACACGUUAUGAUGAAAGGAAACGGUAAACGAAAUCGUAAAAGUUUCUCCUAUUUUAACAGCAGGUUAUACCCCCCAACAACCAACGUUUCCUACAAGUUUUUGGGAUUUGUGGAGAACGGGUUGUUCUUGUGAGUCUACGCUUCUAUCCUCCACCUUUGGAUCCUCUCUAGAUUGAAAGGGUGCGAUUAAUUCAGUCAAACAUUAAAAACAACCCCUCCUGAGCCCUUUUCCGUUGGUAUACUAGUACACGAUGUCAAAUAUAAAAGUAACAUGUUCAGCCCCUGGAAAGGUAAUGAUUGCCGGAGGCUACAUUGUCCUUGAGUCACAAUAUAGCGGAUUGGUAAUUGGUUUGGAUGCGAAAGGUUAUGCAACUACGACGACUCUUGAAAGUCGACAACUUCAAAUUCACGUGAAAAGUCCCCAGUUUAUUGAUGCUGAAUGGCACUACCAACUGAAUGCGGAGACCAAUCCUAUUUCCGUGAAUCAGAUCUCAGCAAAGGAUGGAAAGCCAACCAAUUGUUCUCCGAACCCUUUUGUUCAAUGUGCAAUUUUCUACACAGUAAACGCUCUCUUCCAUACGGAAACACUGAAAACAAAGUGGAGGGAUCUUAGUAUUGUUAUUGAGAUGGACAAUGCAUACUACAACCAACCAGAGUUGCUCGCUGGUCAGACUGCUUAUCCUCGUUUCAAUCCUCUGCGAUGCAAGAUUGAAAAUGUGAAGAAAACUGGUCUUGGAAGUUCAGCGGCGAUGAUUACUAGUCUUACUGCAUCGCUGUACACGACUAUGCAAACCUUACUGUCGAGUGCUACUGAAGCACCGAAAGAUCUCGACGAACAAACACGCACUCUAAUUCAUAACCUGUCACAGCUUGCACACUGUUCUGCUCAAGGAAAGGUGGGCAGCGGUUUCGACGUUGCUGCUGCUACGUACGGUAGUUGUGUUUACCGCAGAUUCGACACAGCAAUUAUUCAAGAUCUGCUCGUCACUUACAACGACCAACCCAACGACAACACCUUUACCGACCGGUUGUGCAAGGCCGUGAAUCGUCCCUGGACGCGUGUAGUGCCAUUUGUGCUGCCUCGUGAGUGGAAGCUCUUAAUGGGUGACAUUGCAGGCGGAUCACAAACGCCUGGUAUGGUGAAAAAGGUUCUCGCGUGGAAAAAAUCAAAUCCUGAGCAGGGGAAGAAAGACUUUGAUUGUCUCCAUGAUCAACUGAAAACCAUCGCUGCCUGUUUCGAGACUGCCAAUGAGGGCGACACCGAAAAGAAGUUGCGUACGGCAUUCACAACAAUCCGUAAGACGUUACAGCAUAUAACAAAGGUUGCAGUCGUCGACAUCGAGCCCGAGCAGCAAACGAAAAUUCUCGACGCUGUUGAACAAAUACCCGGUGUCCUUGGCACAGGAGUGCCUGGAGCCGGUGGAUUUGAUGCACAAUUUUGCAUCUGCAAGAACGAUCCCUCCGUCGAGAACGCCGUCUACAGUCGUUGGCGUGAACUGAACGUUGUUCCCAUGACUGUCGGCCCCGUUGACAGAGGACUUUCCAUCGAAUGAGGAGAGAAAGAGUUCCUCCCCCAAUACCUAACCGGUCAGUUACGAUCCAACAUAGCCCAGCCCAACCGCAUUCCAUUCUUGCUCCACUACAUCCCAAACCAAAUCCUCCCUCUUCACUCCUAGUCAACUGCUUUCUCUUUCAUUAUUGUCGUCGCUUUCUCCCGUGUCACCGACCGCCCCGUUGUCCUCAUCACUAGGAGAGAGGGAUGCCUGCACAAGCAGUUUCCAGGAAAGCAAUCUCUUGCAGCGAGCGCAGGUUCCAGAAAUGGGCAGAAUGUGUUCAUCGUCCUGGGCCUCUUGCAGAAAGGAGGCUGCCAGACAGGUGGAAUGAGCUAUCAUUCGGCAGUCAGGAAACGGGCAACACAGAAAGAAGCAAGGGAGUAAAAUUGCCCUGACGCAAAUAGAACACUGAGCCUGGACGGACAAUUGAGCCCGUUUUUUUCGUUGAGUGUCGAGCCAACCGGCAUCACCUCCGUAAUCAGCCAAACGAAGCGAUUCAACAUCGUCGAACGAACAAAGCUGGAUGCAGUUGCUCGGUAGCCGCUCCUUCAACCAAAGACGGUGCACAGCAUCGUCAAAGAUGGCAACCCGAAGGCCCCAACGCGACCAGGCUUCGCAACACAGCAUGACACCCAGCGCCCGGACACACGACAACAGUGUUUGUCGCUUGACGCUCACCACCCGGCUGUGCUGUCGGAGGUCGUCGUGACGAGUGCUUUGUGGAUGCUGCCAGACCCAUUCAAAUUGCAAGGCGGCGAUUUUUGUAGGGAAGCCGUGAACGAAGCAGGCGACUUUCCAUGGUCGGCUUCGUUUUGUUUUGUACGCACCGCCCUUGAUUUCACCGUUGUGCUGACGCAGUCUCCUCGCCGGGUCUGGCGUCGACCCAAUAUACACAGAGCGAGAUGCUGCCUUUUCCGAGACCAGCAAGUAGCAGCAGUAGAACAUGCUGCCGCGGUGUGUUAGCGGAUGGCCCAGGGAAUGAGAGAGUAGUGAGGUGCUGCGCGUGCGGUAAGAAGAACAGAGAGGACGUGGUAGAGGACGUUAACCACGAUUAGCGCAUCCCAGCAAACCGAUCCUAACUCGGAGUAACCGCGGCGGCCGACAGCCGCCCACUGGGUGCCGCCGUCUCUCACCGCGUCUCGCCUCCGCCUGGCUUGUUCUCCUGCUCCGUCUGCUGCUGUGGGGGUUGCUGCUCCUGCGGGGGCGGGCCUUGAGUAGCCCAGUUGGGCUGUGUGAGGCAGUACUUCUCGGGCGGCAGGCGGAGGCCGUAGGCCGGAAGGACCUGAGGGAGAGGCUUGCGGUUGCGUUCGUUGGCGAGCUCGAGGAGAAAUUCCUUGGGAGGCGGGCCGGUGAACGAGUGGUUUAUCUGGGAGGCGAUAGCCAGACGGACGUCGUCGACGUUGAUGGCGGCGUUGGUUCCUCGAGCGUGCUCGGCAUACACGUGUGAGUCUUGAAUGAUUUGCUGUGUGUAUCGAUGAGCAAAUGUUAGCAAUUGCAGCGGCACAGACUGGGAGUACGCGGGGACCCCGAGAGAGGUCAUGAUGAGGUGGAUCAGCCGCGCAUCCUUGGGCGUUUUGGAAAAGUCUUCUGUAGGAGAGGACAUGCUGGGAGAGGGAAAGUGGACGAGGAGCAGACUGUGGGGGUCAGUAGACGCGUUGGGCUGCACAGGAAUGCGCUGGAAUGCACUAGCCUGCGUCAAAAUGCGUUAUCCACAUAACGCAGCUCUUUACACAGCGCAAGACUCCCGCAUUGCUCGUUAUUGUUGUUAACGAAGCUCGUUGCACUGCGUUAAACAACACACCACGCCCGCGCUCGUUCACGCUAUCCCGUUUAACGCCCUCCACCGCAGCCCCACUUCCCUCCACCACCCCACCCGGUCGCCCACAUAUCCCAAAACUGGCUAUUACCAUUUAUCCCAAAACCUAAAGAUUGCCAUGUUGUUCGUUGCAGGCGGCUGUCUACUGCAACCGCCGGUUCACAUUCAGAUAGCCCUUGCCCAGACAAGUCAUCUCGAUGUGGCCCGUGUCGAGCUCCUUGAAACGGUACUCGCGGCCAAAGAGCGCCUUGACGUCACGCAAGAACACGACCAGCUGUGACGUAAUGUUGUCGUG